Molecule: messenger RNA, 1239 nt
Organism: Hansenula ciferrii
Lineage: Eukaryota; Fungi; Ascomycota; Saccharomycetes; Phaffomycetales; Wickerhamomycetaceae
Gene: AVT7
Product: Avt7p
Exons: 1
Coding region: 1-1239 (412 amino acids)
Biological process (GO): amino acid transmembrane transport
Cellular component (GO): fungal-type vacuole membrane
Molecular function (GO): L-histidine transmembrane transporter activity; L-arginine transmembrane transporter activity; L-glutamate transmembrane transporter activity
Source: RefSeq, a predicted model, not a curated record
AUGGCUUCUGUUCAAUCAUCAGUCAUCAAUUUAACCAAAACAAUCAUCGGAGCAGGUCUCCUGGCAAUUCCUUUCGCUUUCAAAGCUGAUGGUUUGAUAUUAGGUACUAUAUUAAUUUUAAUUGCUGGUAUUGCAUCUUCUUAUGGUCUUUAUAUUGUUAGUCAAGUUAGUAAAAAAUUACCUGGUGAUACUUCAUAUUUUGCUCUUUGUGGUAUAACUUAUCCUAAAUUGACUUUGAUUUUUGAUUUUUCUAUUGCAAUUCAAUGUUUUGGUGUGGCUUUAAGUUAUUUAGUAUUGAUUGGUGAUUUGGUUCCAAGUUUAAUUAAUGAAGUAUUGAGUAGAAAUCAAGUUAUAUUGCUUAGUUUGAUUAUCAUCAUACCUUUAAUCAGUUUUAGAAAAUUAGAUUCUUUGAAAAUUGGUUCUUUAAUUGGAUUAUUGGCAAUUGGUUAUUUAACAAUAUUGGUUAUUUCUCAUUCAAUAUGGGAUGAUUGGUCCAAGAGUCAAGGUCAUGUUAAAAUAUUAGAAAUUGGUUCAAUAUCUCAAAUCCUUUCAACUUUUUCCAUUGUGGUAUUUGCAUUCACUGCUGCACAAAACAUUUGUUCUAUUAUAAAUGAAAUUAAUGAUCAAUCACAAGUUCCAAAAGUUAUCACUUUAGCAAAUUUAAUUGCAAGUUUAUUGUUCUUAAGUGUUGGAUUUGCAGGUUAUUUACAAUUUGGUGAUAAUGUUCAUGGGAAUGUUAUAUUAGAAUAUAAAAGUAAAUUAUUAAGUUCAAAAAUUGGUAAAUUUGCUCUUGUAUUAAUGGUUACUUUAUCUUAUCCAUUAAUGUUUCAUCCAUGUCGUUUAUCAACAAAUAAUAUGAUUCAUUGGAUUCAACAAGAAAUAUCUAAAAAUAAAACCACAUCAACAGUUGUUAAUGAAAGAACUGGAUUAAUUAAUGAUGAAGAAUCUGGUAUUAAUGAAUCAAAUGAUGAAGUUCCAUUUUCAACAAAUAGAUUUGUAUUAGUUACUACUUUAUUAACUUUGGGUACAUAUGGAUUAGCAUUAUCAAUUAAAUCAUUUGAAUUAGUAUUAUCAUUAGUUGGUGCCACUGGUUCAACAUUAAUUUGUUUUAUAUUACCAGGUUUAUUUGGGUUUAAAUUAUUUCCAGAUAAUGAUAUUAAUAAAUCAUUAAGUUUAAGUUUAACUAUAUUUGGAUUUAUAGUUAUGAUUGCAUCAGUUUUUGCAACUUUAUACUAUUAA